AUGUCUUCACUACCCCGAAAAUGGGCACAAAUAAAUACCAGGUUUGUGAAGCCAAAUUUCAACAAUUUGAACCAAUUUAGAUUUAUUUCAACCGAGAUUAGAGAUGCUAUCGACAGAGCAGUUCAAAGUUCCAAAGUUGUUUUAUUCAUGAAAGGGACUCCGGAAUUCCCACAAUGUGGAUUUUCAAGAGCCACCAUCCAAAUGUUGGGACAACAAGGAGUUGAUCCCGAAAAAUUUGCUGCUUAUAACGUUUUGGAAGAUCCUGAAUUAAGAGAUGGAAUCAAGGAAUAUAGCCAAUGGCCAACCAUCCCCCAAUUGUAUGUAAAUAAAGAGUUUGUAGGAGGAUGUGAUAUUGUCAUGUCUAUGGCUCAAAGUGGAGAAUUAAGUGAGUUAUUAGAAGCCAACGAUUGCUUGGUUCCUGAAGAUGAAGAACCAGAACAAGCUAACAUCAAACCUUCUGAAAGAAGCUAA
Molecule: messenger RNA, 471 nt
Organism: Hyphopichia burtonii NRRL Y-1933
Lineage: Eukaryota; Fungi; Ascomycota; Pichiomycetes; Serinales; Debaryomycetaceae
Product: monothiol glutaredoxin
Exons: 2
Coding region: 1-471 (156 amino acids)
Source: RefSeq, a predicted model, not a curated record